GUGUAAUUAAUGCUUGCUUAAAACCUUUUAGUAUGUUUUUGACAGGAUGUACAUACCACUAGCUUCAGAAUGUUUCUAGCAUAGUCCUGCAGGUUAAUGGUGUGGAUGCCCUACCACCUGUGGAAGGUGAGGUUCUCCUGCCCAACUUGUGGCAAGAAUCUGACAGGUUAUGGUGUCCACAAGAGGGCUCGAAAGGUCCUGGACAUUGACAGAUACUACCUGAUGUUGACUGAGACACUCAGGUGCACUAUGUGUUCUCUGAACUAUCUGUCAACAAGUCAGAUUGUCCGUGACCAGCUUGACCUGCCACACCAGAAAAUGUUCAGACUGAUUCUGACCUGCAAGUAUGCCUGUGACAUCCUUGUCAUUAGGUUGCUCCGGGACAGGACAUUGGGCAACAGUCCGGCUCGACUGGUGAAGCAGCUGAGAGAAAACCAUGGGGAGAAAUGGCUGAAGAGGUUGGCACACUAUCUUGGAGAGUGUUCUGACUUUGUUGAUCGACCCAGCCUUUUUCCCGUGGCCUGCCAGGAGCCUCCAGAGCCCAUCGACAUCCCCACCAGUCGUUGGCUACUCUCAGUGUAUGGCAGGGACAUCCUCUCCAGGCUAGACCACAUUAAGGCCAGCAUCACAUCCAUCUUUGGGACUAUAUUAAAGAUUCAUUCUACCAAACAGAUCACAAAGUGGGACAGCACUCUGGGUGACCUCCAUUAG
Danio aesculapii is the source of this 711-nucleotide messenger RNA. RefSeq lists its product as uncharacterized. The transcript has 3 exons. Bases 97 to 711 code for a protein of 204 amino acids. The record is from RefSeq and is a predicted model, not a curated record. Lineage: Eukaryota; Metazoa; Chordata; Actinopteri; Cypriniformes; Danionidae.